This is a messenger RNA of Periconia digitata, 1135 nucleotides long. NCBI's taxonomy places the organism in Eukaryota, Fungi, Ascomycota, Dothideomycetes, Pleosporales, Periconiaceae. The record is from the annotation of a GenBank genome assembly.
ACAAACUCGUCCAUUCCUUCAACAGAAAAGAGCAGAAAGACAGCAAAACGCGCACACGCUUCCCUCAAAAUGGCUGGUCACGCGCCACCGCCUGUAAAAGUCGACCGCCAUACCACUCCACCCUUCCUCUUACGCCUCUUCUACAAACACAAUGCCUUCAAUCGCCUCGAUGAGUUCAUGCCUGACACGCGCCUGCCUGCCUCGCUGCAAAUCUACACCUGGCAAUCCUGCACACUGCGCGAGCUCUCCACCUUACUUCUUUCCGCGCUCCCAAACUUGCUGCAGAAGCCGUACCCAGGAACCCGCAUUGCCUUCCGCCUCGUCUACCCUGAUCUGGCAGGGUCGCAGCGAUCGGGCAUGGCGGGGCGUUAUCUGAGUCGCGAGCUAGGGAGCGUCGUAGUGGGCGAGGGUCUCAUCCCCGAAGAUGACAACGACGAGGGGGAUGCCAACACAGACACCAUCAUGGCCGAAGACGACAAGACCUCGAAAACAAACGGCGAUCACACCAAAUCAACAUCAACAAAAAGAUCCGGCAUAAACUCAACAACAGAGGCCCUCGCGCACCUCACAGGCGGUGAACCAGACAAAACUCUGCACGACGCCCGCUUCGUCAUCGGCGACUACAUCUGCGCUGCCAUCCUCCCUCCCCUCCCAGACGGCUCCAUCCAAAAUGUUCCCCCACCCCCACCGCCAUCCGGUCCUUCGAGAGGCGGAGGAGGAUAUCGUGAUGGAGGUGGAGCAUACCGCGGCGGAGGUGGAGGUAGAUUCUCCUUCUCGGAUGAUAGGAGAGGUGGUGGAGGCGGUGGCGUGCCACAAGGAGAAUGGCGCAGAGGCGAGGCCCCGCCCGAACGGGAACGCGAUCGUGAUCGCGACUUUGGGGGCUCGGGAUGGAGGGGUGGAGGUGGCGGGGGAAGUUAUCGUGGAGGAGGAGGCAGUGGUGGUGGAAGAGGAAGAGGGAGGUGGUAAAUGGAUAGACACUCCAUGCUUUCCAAGACCAAACAGGCUCAUUCACUGGAAUUACACUUUCACCGACAUGCCGUGUUUCUUUGUUAUACCCCCCACAAAACCCUCCUGGCAUAUUCGAGAUUGGUCGGCAUGCCAUCACUGCAUUUCACUGUAUUCUCGUUUCUUUCCU